Molecule: messenger RNA, 829 nt
Organism: Acaromyces ingoldii
Lineage: Eukaryota; Fungi; Basidiomycota; Exobasidiomycetes; Exobasidiales; Cryptobasidiaceae
Exons: 1
Coding region: 59-745 (228 amino acids)
Biological process (GO): mRNA processing
Cellular component (GO): catalytic step 2 spliceosome; Prp19 complex; precatalytic spliceosome
Source: RefSeq, a predicted model, not a curated record
CGCGCGACGAUCCACUCCAGUCUUCAAAGCCAAUCACUCUUUACCUUGCCCGACAAGGAUGGCGGGCUCCUUCUCCUUGAGCUUGCCAGCGCUGGAUGCGCUCCCGUAUCACGAUUCAGAGCUCGACCGCAAGCCCGGCUUGCGCAACCGCGUCGAACGAGCUAUCGCCGACGAGCUCCAGCGCGGCCCCGCCAUGUCGCUCUCUGAUGCUCGUCUCCCGCCCGAAUUUGAGCCAUUCUCCAGCCGACCAGAGCUGCGGGAGCUGUACGAUCGAGCAGUCCGAUCAGAGCACCUCGACGCCCUGGACAGGACGAGGUACAGCCUGCCGACACCUCCGACGCAGGACGCCGACUCGGCAGAGGCGUGGAACGGCAGCUUGUCGAACGCCAUCUCGCAGCUGAUGCAUUCGGAGCAGAGACAGUCGAACCUCGAGCUCUUAAAGAAGUAUGGAUCGAACCACUGGCGUCUGCACAACUUCCAACAAGAGGCCAUGAUGCGUCACCUGGACAGACAUGCCGCGGACAAAACCGAGGAGACCAACGAGGUGAAUCGGCGCAGGAAACGUAGCCAGCUCGAGGUGGGCGCGGGGCUCGAUCGAGCGAAUUCAAAAUGGGCACAGCUCGUCAGCGACAACCUGCAGCUCGAGGUGGCUAAUUUGGCGGCACAGGCGGAAGUCGAUGCGCUUGAGCUGCAGAGCGAGUCACUUGCAAAGCGACUCAAGCAACUCGACGAUGGCGACGAAUGAUGUGCGACCACCACCUUAACCAGCACUGCCGCAAUUUCUCUUCACUCUGUAUUUGUAGACGAUGUAAUCCAAGCAAUAUCUUCC